This is a messenger RNA of Marmota monax (woodchuck), 3793 nucleotides long. It is a transcript of the gene Tubb1, whose product is annotated as tubulin beta 1 class VI. The record is from RefSeq and is a predicted model, not a curated record. Gene Ontology annotation, molecular function: GTP binding; GTPase activity; structural constituent of cytoskeleton. Bases 677 to 2017 code for a protein of 446 amino acids. NCBI's taxonomy places the organism in Eukaryota, Metazoa, Chordata, Mammalia, Rodentia, Sciuridae. The transcript is spliced from 6 exons. Gene Ontology annotation, biological process: mitotic cell cycle; microtubule cytoskeleton organization. Gene Ontology annotation, cellular component: cytoplasm; microtubule.
GGCUGGGCUGUGGACUGGACACACCCCUGGGCCAACUGCAAGGGUGGUCUGAAAGCUGGUCUCAUCCCUGCAAUGAUCAAAGUCACAGCCGUCUCUCGCUGGUGAACAGUGGGUCUCCUGGAGUCUGAGCAUCUCAAGAAGAGCUGAUCCUUGGGUUCAAAGCAAGGAUGCGGGAAAUCGUGCACAUUCAAAUCGGCCAGUGUGGCAACCAGAUUGGAGCCAAGGGUCUUACCAAGUUACUGAGUGCCUUGCUAAGUUGCUGAGACCCUUAAAACUUGGAAUCCUCUUGCCUCAGCCUCCUGAGUUGUAAGGAUUAUAGGCUCCGGGAGCCAAUGUUCUACUUUCUGCCUCUGUGAAUCUGACCACUCUUAUUUAGAUGGAACCAUCUAAUAUUCGUCCUUUCGUGACUGGCUUAUUUCACGAAGCAUCAACAUCCUCAAUCUUUACCAGUUUUGAUCAUCAUCUCUCCAUGGGCUGACCCUCUGGUUGUCCCACCUCUUAGCUAUUUUGAGAAAGGUUGCUAUGAAUUCAGGUCUGUUAAGUGCAGGUCUUUUAAACUGAGGGCAGGGAAUUUUACAGCUGGAAUACUAGUUAUGGUCCUUCCAUGCCACAGUGACAAGACAUUCAUAGCUAACACAGAAAUGGGGAGCCCCCUGCUCUGACAUUGCAAGAUAACAUGGAGAGAGGCCCUGGAGAGGAAGUGCAUGGUGGAGAUAGGUUCUGGGAGGUGAUUGGUGAGGAACAUGGGAUCGACUGUGCUGGGAGUGACCUUGGGGCAUCUGCUUUGCAGCUGGAAAGAAUCAGCGUGUACUACAACGAAGCCUACGGUAAGAAGUAUGUGCCUCGAGCAGUCCUGGUGGACCUGGAACCUGGGACGAUGGAUAGCAUCCGAUCCAGCAGAUUAGGAGCCCUCUUUCAACCAGACAGCUUUGUGCAUGGUAACUCUGGGGCUGGCAACAACUGGGCAAAGGGCCAUUAUACCGAGGGAGCCGAGCUGAUCGAGAACGUCAUGGAUGUAGUGAGGAACGAGAGUGAGAGCUGUGACUGCCUGCAGGGCUUCCAGGUCGUCCACUCCCUGGGUGGGGGCACAGGCUCCGGCAUGGGCACUCUGCUCAUGAACAAGAUCCGAGAGGAAUACCCAGACCGGAUCUUAAAUGCCUUCAGCGUCAUGCCAUCCCCCAAAGUGUCGGACACGGUGGUGGAGCCCUACAACGCCGUGCUGUCCAUCCACCAGCUGAUUGAGCACGCUGAUGCCUGCUUCUGCAUCGACAACGAGGCACUCUACGACAUCUGCUUCCGCACGCUGAAGCUGACCACGCCCACCUACGGGGACCUCAACCACCUGGUAUCUUUGACCAUGAGCGGCAUCACCACCUCCCUGCGCUUCCCGGGCCAGCUCAAUGCAGACCUGCGCAAGCUGGCUGUGAACAUGGUGCCCUUCCCUCGCCUGCACUUCUUCAUGCCGGGCUUUGCCCCGCUCACCGCCCAGGGCAGCCUGCAGUACCGGGCCCUCUCCGUGGCGGAGCUCACCCAGCAGAUGUUUGAUGCCCGCAACACCAUGGCUGCCUGUGACCCACGCCGCGGCCGCUACCUGACAGUGGCCUGCAUCUUCCGGGGUAAGAUGUCCACAAAGGAAGUGGACCAGCAGCUGCUCUCCGUGCAGACGAGGAACAGCAGCUGUUUUGUGGAGUGGAUUCCCAACAACGUCAAGGUGGCUGUCUGUGACAUCCCUCCCCGGGGGCUGAACAUGGCGGCCACCUUCAUAGGCAACAAUACAGCCAUUCAAGAGCUCUUCAGCAGGGCUUCUGAGCAUUUCUCAGCCAUGUUCAAAAGGAGAGCUUUUGUGCAUUGGUACACUAGUGAAGGGAUGGACAUCAACGAGUUUGGGGAAGCCGAAAGCAACGUUCAUGAUUUGGUGUCCGAGUACCAACAAUUUCAAGAUGCCAAAGCCAAUCUGGAAGAAAGUGAAGAGGUGAUGGAGCAGGUGGAAACGGAAGCAGAGGAGAAGGACCCUUAGCAGGGACAGAUGCUGCAGGAGAGUCACUCACAGAAGUUUCUCCAAAGAUUUGUUUCUCUCCUGCAGCACUCCAUGGCUGCCUUACACUGUAGCCCAGCUACAGAGGGGACUUUGGGGGGAGGAGGCUAAUAGGCACUAGGGUCUCUGCCCAGUUAUGCACUGUGAGUGGUUUGAUAGUCAAUGCACACUCUAUUAUCUUUCUCUUUUACUUUUCUUUCUUUCUUUUUUUUUUUUAACAGUGAAGUGAAAACACCAUAGCGUGCCUCCUUUAUUUUAAAGUGUAUUGAGUCUUGACUUCAGGCCUAGCCCUAGCCAGGCAACCAGACUGCACGUGUAGGUUUGCAGGAGGCCUGUGCGGUUCACUCUUAACUCUUCAGCAGCACUGUCAGGUCCUGGCAUCCUAGGGCAGCCAAGACUCACCUUGGUCUCUGUCUUCCUCACUAACACUAUCUGGAAUCCUGCCUUCCUUGUUGCUGGCCUCCAAAAGAGGCAGGUGACCACUAGCAUAUGGUGAUUUAUAGGCUCAGGAAAGUGCCAAUAUCCACUAGUAUACUGCAUAGAGUGUAUAUAUACCUCAACACAUGAACUGGAAAGGGAAAACAGAAAAACAAGAGAGUGAAAAACACAACUAAAGCACACUGAUCCUCUGAUUCUGAUUUCUGAAUAAUUAGCUUUCAAAACACACACACAUCCAUUUUAACUUUCUAAUCAGUAUUAGAUUUCAGGAAUUCAUCAUUAUCUUUGGCUUUCCUUUUAUAGGCAAUUUGGAAACAUGCUUUCCAGUUUUAUUCAGUAGUUGCCCUUCUCCCACAGCCCCUAAAACGCUGUGUGGCUUCUGUGCUCUCUGAGAAAGGGCACGCUGCAUACUCGGCAACCACUCAAAUGUAGGAAUUAAGCAGAAAUGGCUGCAGUGUCCUUCUUGGUUACAGAGGACAUUGUCUCAUUAGGGAACUUUUACAGUUCAAAUUAAUUUGCAGAAGUUGCCAUAAAUGUUUGCAUAAGGACACAGCUUUAACCAUCACAAGAUUUUAAUCUGCUCACAUUACAACAGAACCAAAUACACAAGAGCGUAAUCAAAUCAUCCAUAACUUCUUAAUUACAGUUUACCUAUUUCUGACACACCGCACUGUGGUUCCUUGCAUACUGUGAAGGUCUUAAUGGCCUUCUAGCAUCACCACUGAGCUCUAUUAUGGGACCAUGCAUAACUGGUGAUGGGAAAAUACUCUGACACUGACUUUAGGAAAUAUUUACUUGCCGGCAACUGGGUUCCCAUCUCCUGAUGUGCUUUUGUUAUUGGCAAUAAUAAUGGAGCAGGUGGAUGGACGAGUUGCUCAUUCCGGGAAAUGUCACUCUUUUCUGUGUGCAUCUCGAGGAAAUAACUAAAAUACAUACCAAGAGAAAAUUAGGCCUUGCCACUGGCAUCUCUCACAGCCUUCUAUUUACAAAAUUAAAAAAGCACAAAACAAUGGUUUAAAACAUUUUACUUGUGUGUGGUUUGCGAAGCACUAGAUUUAGUAAGAAACUACAUAUAUGCACUCUUUUAAGUUAAUAACCUUCCCAGAUGCUGAAAAGACUUGGAGCAUGUGAUUAUGGCAGAUUUACACACACACUUCCUCUGGCACUUUCUUUCUCAAAUCUAAAAAGGCAAUUAAAUAGAUGCAAGAGAAGAUAUGGACUUAAGAUCUUUUUAAAAAAGUUCUGUUGAUUUAUAUUAUUGUAAAGACUUUUUGUUUGUUCAAUAGUAAUCAUUAAAGUACAAAAAAAUUCAAUUUUAAA